Molecule: messenger RNA, 2220 nt
Organism: Meloidogyne enterolobii
Lineage: Eukaryota; Metazoa; Nematoda; Chromadorea; Rhabditida; Meloidogynidae
Source: the annotation of a GenBank genome assembly
AUGAAGGUGUUUACAGUUGGGCUGGAUCAAAAGCCCGUUGAAGAAAAUAAGGAGAAAACUGACUCCCCUCCACCCGGCUAUUCAACAACUGAAACUCGCAUUCCUCUUCCAAUGGGGCCCGAACUUCCACGUCCAUCGCUUCCAAUACCGCCUCCACAGCCUAUUAUUGUGCGCAAAUCUCGUGGUUAUAAAGGAAUUCUGCUUGUUAUGCUUUCCGUCUUCGUUAUGGCUAUUUUUGCUCUUGUCCUUUCUGAGAUGGCAUAUAGUCGCCAACGAGAUGAAAAUUAUUUCAAACUUCGUUGGGCUGAAUUAAAACAACGUUUUGGUUAUGAAAAUGAUGGAAACAUUGAUUACUAUACACAGGCAGCUAAUGCUAUUAGUGACAAAUUGCUUAGUUUGACUAAGAGCAAUGAAAUUCAACUUCCACGUGUUCCUCAGUCAGCGUCUCUCGAAGAGGAGACAACCAGCAGCUCAACAACUCAGGACACCCCUGUAGUAGCUAUUGAUACUUUCCCAAUGGCUCCAUCAAAAAUUGGUAAUUCUGCCGAUUCUUCAAUUUCUCGUUCUUCACAAACAUCAGACGAAGUAGAACCUCCACAUCCUUUCUUCGGUUCUGGCAAUUUUAAUGGAGCUUUUAGUCAAAUACGCGAUGCACGUCUUAAAUUUCUUCGAAAUAUUUUACAGAAAAUUAAGCAGCAUGCUGAGGAUAUUGUCGAAGUCGAGCCCCAAAAUAGUGACAGUAGCUCUACAUCAAAUGAAGAUAAUAACAACAACAAUAAUUUAUUAUCUAACGGAAAUUGGCCAUCAAGUAUUUUCCAACGUCCCCAACAACAACAAGUUCUUCAAUUCCCUCAAUCUUCUUCUGCUCAUUUCUUUCCUCACCCCCGCCCACUAGUUGAAGAUUUUAAGCAUUCUCGCUCUUUCCUUGAUGGAUUUGGUGAAAUGCACCAACCAUCUUUGUUUAUGCAAAAUAAUCAAGUUGGGGAACAAGAAGAGCAACAACGCCCUCGUUUUUUCUCUCCAUGGGCACUUCAGCAGAAUGAAUUACCAUCAUCACAUCCAAUAAUGCCAUCUGGGGAUAUGCAACAACAACAGCAAAUACCUUCCUUUAUUGACAAGUUUCUUCGCUGGCCAAGAAUUAAUGGAUUCCGUCAAUCUGCCCCAGAAAUGCUUUUCUUCCAUCCUUUCUUCCAACCACAACAACAACAGCAACAACAAAUGAAUAUGCGUUUCCCUCCUCCACCUCCUCCCUCUUCAGAUUGGGCUCAUCCCCAACAAAAUAGCUUUGGAUUUGGUGGAAAUUCUGGAGCUUUGCCUCGUCCCUCAUCUUUUGAGCAUUGGAAUAAUGGAGUAUUCCAACCACAACAAAAUUCAAUGCCCCAACAACAACAACAAAUUCCUCCAAGUAUGGGAAUGAUGGGUGGACGUCAGAUUGAACAACAACAAGUGCAACAGCAACCUCCGCAGCCUCAACAACCACAGGCAAUAUAUUUUUUUUCUGAGGCCAAGCUCUCUGCCCCAUCUGUCGUUAUUGGCGAUAGUGGAGAAGAGAAAUCUCAAGUUGUUCAACAACCAGGACAACAACCACAACAGCCAAAACAGCCAGAACAAAAAGAAUCUUCCUGGAUGACUCCAGACUUAUUGCCAGCCUGGUUAUUCGAUAAUCUCUCCUCUCGUAAAUCAAACGCUGCUGGAGGCCCUCCAUCGCCUCAACAACCCGCAGAAAUGGCUCCUCCAAAAUUCCCUUCUGUUUCAGUUAUUGAGAAUAACCCUUCUGGAAGUAAAAGUGAAAGUGACUCAAAAUCCUCCAUUGAUGAGGGAAAUAGCCGAAGCGACGAAACUGAGAAUACUCCAAGUAGACUCUCAGCUGAUGCAUUGCCCGUUGAAACACCUAAAGUUAUUGACAUUGCACAUGGAGAAAUUGGAAAGAUCAACAACAACAAGGAUGAUAAAGAUGAUGAUAAGGACGACACUAUUGGAAACUCUCAUCAACCAGAAGAAGUUAUUGAGGUUGAUGCUGCUCCUCAAUUAAAUGAACAACAAACUGAACAAAAAAAUGAUGAACAGAAAAAUGAACAAAAUGAAUCUAAAGAUCAGAAAGAAGAUCAACCAAAAGAACAGAAAGAAGAUGAAAAGACUGAGGCAAAGCCAGUAAAUGUUCCAUUGCAACAACAGAAACUCUUCCCGGAAAUGCCUUCUGUUUUCUUCCAGGUAUUUUAA